This is a messenger RNA of Podarcis lilfordi (Lilford's wall lizard), 27211 nucleotides long. NCBI's taxonomy places the organism in Eukaryota, Metazoa, Chordata, Lepidosauria, Squamata, Lacertidae. The record is from the annotation of a GenBank genome assembly.
GGGAAGGCGGCGCGUGCCGUUGUGGCGGUUGGCGUUUCGAACGUUGCCCAGGCGGUUGCUGUCGGCGGCCAUGGCUGACGAAGACCCUCAGGCCCUGGUACUCCCUUUCCCAUCCCAAAGGGAGAGAACUCGCCUCACGGCUUGGCUGCGGCUGGUGCCAGGCCCCGUUAUUAAUUCGUGGGAGGUUUAAAAUCCUGCCUUUCCUGUAGACGGCUCGCCAAAUGGCUCUCACGCGGACUUUCGCCCGCCCCGACCCCUCCUUUGCUGUGCCUUGCCUACCUCACAGGGUUGUUGUGAAGAGAAAGCGGAGAGGGGGCACUGCGUACACCACGCGCUGCCCUGUAUCCAUUGUGCUGAGCCUCCCCACCUGAGCGGGGCGAGAUUCCAGCGGUCCAAGGCGAAUGCCCAGGGUCUGGGUUCCUUGGCCUGUGGGGCAGCGGAGAUUGCGGUGUCUUUAUGAUACACCGUUUAUUGGCACACAUGUACAUCCUGAUCCUGCGACAGAAAGGUCUUGCUCCUCCCAUAGCCACCACCUUGGAUUCAAGCAGAAACCAACCAUGAGACCCCCGAGUAUAGGGCGGUGUGUUCAAUUAGUAACAAUAAUUAACCAGAAGCUGCAGUUAGUGCAGAAUGUUGCACUGCGAUUGCUGAAAGGAGUGAGACCUUGCCAGUAUAUAACAUUUGUGCUCGGAGAUCUGCAUUGGCUGUCAAUUUUCUACAGGGUCAGGACUAUUAAUAUAUAAUGCCCAUAAUAACUUGAAACCUGUGAGAUCACCUUAUAUUUGCCUUCUCAACCACUACAGUCUGGGGAACUAGCACUGUUACAGGUGCCACAUAAUACCCAUUCCACAUCUGUAAUAAAUCAUCAUUUAAUGUGGCUGUACCUACACGUUGGAACUCCCUGCCUAUUGAUACUGGGCAGGUGCCUUCACUGUACACUUUAGCACAUACUAAACAUAUUUGUUUGGGCAAGCCUGUCCAGUUACCUAGAAUGCUGGUGUGUUUUUAGUUUAUUGCUGGUUUUAAUUUUUUGAAAGCUUUAAUUGUUUACUAAUAAUGUUAUUGUUUUAUUCUUUUUCUAAACUGCUUUGAGGAAUUUUACAAAACUGGUAUAUAAUUUUUAUGAAAUGCAUAAUAAGCAAGCAAGCAAUGAUUUUCUCUUUCUCUCCCCCUCAAGGCUAAAAUUCUAUACUAUGCUCAAGAAAAAUACUUCAACUAUGUUGUUCAAGUGACAAACAUUGAACUGGCAAAACAUGCUAAUGAUCCAGUGCUGUUGUUUUUCAAGGGUUUUGGAACAUUGCUUCUUGGUAAAUACUUUAAAUCAAUAAACUUUGAAAGUGCAUCUUUCUAGAAACAAAAUACAAUGUAAAAGCCUAAUUGAGCUAAAUGAGGGGUUUUUUUUAAUGCAUCUGAGUUCUGCAUACCGAGGUAACUUGAGAACUGGAAAGUUUUAAAAAAGAUGAAACCUGAGCAUAUCAAAGGCUAGGAAACACUAAGUUUCACAUUAGGAACUCACCCCAGACUGAGGUAUGGAAGUGAAAACAAAGCGCACCAUGCUUGCAUAUAUCUCUGGUAUUGUUUUACCAUUCUCAUAACCCACCAUAAAAAUCUGGCACUCCCAUGAGUCAAUUGUAUUACAUCCUUGCAGGCCGAAUUCAAGAAGGCAUUGUACUACUAGAGAAUGCCCGGAAGCGCCAUGUAGAUGUUUCCUUAUGUUGCCUCCUGGGUCUCAUUUAUGCGCACAAAAGAUGUGAAAAUGUUGGUAAGUUCUGUGCUAUUAAAUACAUUUUGUGCCAUUCAUCACAAGUUGUCAGAAAUGAGAGAUUCGGUGUUUCCAAUAACAGUAUUAAAAUCAAUCAAACAAAAAUUGAGGGCAGGGGUAAUGUAAAAAAAUAAAUCAAAAAGAGGGUAUGAUCCUGCCAUCUUGAGUAUGGAAGGUUGGCAGAAGACACAAGUCCAGGAAAGAAAUGUAAAACUUCAGUGCACAGUUUUGCUAGUUACACUUAAAAUUAACUACACUUUGGGAAUAACAACCAAGACCUAGAGUUUUAGAAGUUCCGUCAGUUUCAAAUGCAAUUUGACUUAAACAGUUUUCACAUUUAGAACAUAAGAUGAAAAAAGACUUGCAAUUCUCUAAGUAUUUCAUACCUUGCACACUUCAUGAUGUAACUUUCCUCCCCAAAUUGUUUUCCUUGAAUCAGCCCUAGGAGCUUAUUUGUUGGCAUAUCUUGUGUGAUACGUGAAAACCAGACAAGUGGAUAACAAGGGUAGCAUAUACCACUACCCGUCCUGUUUACUUUCAGAUACUUCUGCUCUUUUGGACUUGGAAACCAAAUUAAAGGAAGCGCGGAAGACGGCCGGAAGUAAUGCAUUGUAUUAUGCUGGAAUGUUUCUGUGGCUCCUGAAUAAAAAUGAUAAAGCAAAGGAGUAUGUUGACAGAAUGCUGAAAGUGUCUAAUGGAGCAAGAGAGGUAAAGUGAUCAGGCUAUUCACUGAACAUUGAAAUGUGCCAGACCUAUUCAAUACUUCAUAGAAUGUAAGCCAGAAAAGCAUAGUUAUAACCUUCUUGCAAGUGUCAUCCUUGUUCAAAGACAGCCUUCCUCAUGCAUUGCCCUUCUGGAUCAGAAGGACUCAAGCACACAAAAAGGAGCUGGGAGCAGGGAGAUAUCUGCAUCCAGCACUCAAGGUUGUAUGCAUAGUCACCCUGGAAUGUGUACCGACUACCAAACAGAUGGUAAACAUUGUCAGUUCUGACAGCACCAAACUGUCAGCACUUCUGUUUCAGGAAGGCCAGAGAGUGACUCUAGACAUCUCCUUCACCCUUCCCACUGUGACAGAUGUUCAGUGCUGGCAAAGCUGACAGUGCCAACCAUCUGUUCAGUUGAGGAAGUCAGCUGAAAUAUAUGUGAUCAGCCUUCUGAACUGGGGCCAGUGUACUACCUAAUCUUCACUGUGUUUCUCAUUGCUUAUUAUGAAAUCAGACCUGUUCUUUCACAUCAAAGUGAAUCAGUCGAUAAACUGCAGUAUCUUAUAAACGUAUACAGUACACAGCAGUAAUUCCCAAUGAGUUAAAUGCAAGCUCCCUGGUAAGUGUGCAGAGGAGGAUAACAACUUGGUACUUCCAUGUUUUAAUACCAGGUCCUUCAUUCUUAAAAAAUCUUAACUAUCAUCACCCUAGCUUCACUAGACAGCUCAUGAUUGAACUGAAAGUGAUGAAGCCAAAUCUCACAAAGUGGAUUUCUCCACUUUGGUACAAACGCAAAUUAAAUUAAAAUUGGUUUUGUUUGUUAAAUGAAAGCACCCCUUUUUCUACUUAGCUUUGAAAGGGGUUGGGAAAUUUCAUGGAGUUAUCAACCUUUUAUCAAUGGUUAUCACCCGGCUGUAAAAGCUAAAUUAAACAUUAAAGUUCAUAAAGACUGGGAACAUACAGGUGGUGAAUGCAGUUGCUUAUGGACUUCCCAGAGUUUUUGACUAGCCCAGAAUGCUACUUCAGAGGAGCCCUUGAUCUGAUCCAACGGGGCACUUUGUGAUGUGAAUUGUCUUGGCGGAAGGAUGGUAUUUGUUCUUAGUUAUAUUUUAUCAGAAAACACCAGUGUCCUAAGGUUUCUUAUAUAUUUGGUUUCUAAUUGCGUUUAACUUUUGUAUCUGAAAAAAGUAAUUGUAUGUGAACUAUUAAAUUGACAUUCUAUUGACAUACUAAUGCUGUAAUUGAAGAGUUUCAUUACUUUGCUGAGGAGGUGUUUGUUUUUUUCCACCUCUGCAGGGACUAGUUUUGAAAGGAUGGAUAUAUGUUACUAGUGACAAAGCUCAUGCUGCAAAGAAGGCUAUAAAAUAUUUGGAUGAAGGGAUUCAAGACAAUACAGAAAUAUUUGGGAUGAUGGGAAAGGUAGAUAAUUUACUUUUAGCUUUGCUAUCAUUCUCUCUCUCUCCUAUAGUGGUUAGAACUAUAUCCCUGGAGGCUGAAACCUUGGGGUACUGCAAAUCCAACUCCAAAAUCCUUUAACUUGAUCCUAUGCAGAGCUAGCUGCACUGAAGCCCAUUGAAAUCAGUGGUAAUAUCUGUCACUAACUCUAUGUCAGAUUGCCUGGAUAUAUCCUACAAAGCCAAAUUUAGGAGGUUUGGUCUGAGUAGAACAGAGAUGACCAAAUGUCAUUUGAUUAUAUAUUUGCUUGUUUAUUUAAAAGACUUUAGAUCACUCUUUAAGCAAAGUUGCCUCUUAAAAUGGUUUAGAACCAUGUACAAACUCAUAAACUCUCACAGUUAAAGCAGUUAAAACAUAUCAAAUUUUAACCAAGGAACAUACAAGCCAACAUACCAACAAAAUAACCUUUUAGUUCUAAAAAUAUCAUUUGAUGAGGCCAUGAUGAAAAAAUGGGCUGCCAUUAUUUUUAUUAAUACCCUGCCCAGAGGAGCCCAGGAUGGCAAAUAAGAGAUAAAACAAAAACAUUUUAAAAACCUCUUUUAAAAAGUUCCAAUAUUCUUUAAAAGGAUAAAAUGUGAUUGACUGAAAUUCCACUUCUUAUUUGCCGCAGUGGUGACAGCAUGUAUACUCCAUACUUGUUUUUUAAAAAAUGAAACUUCUGCCAUAGGCAUCUCUCACUGGCCUUCUGACUACAAAACUGUAUUGGAUUGAUUUUGCUGGCAAAAUCCAGGAUAGGUGAAUGUGAUGUGACUCCCUUAUGAACUGGCCACAGAAAGUGGUAUAUAUCUUGUGUUGACUGCGGUGGCAUACAUCCACUCAAGUGUCUCUUUCAAAUCAUAUGUAUUUUUUCUCUCCUUGCCCCCCUUCCCACUUUCUGUAGGCAAAAUAUUUCAUGGUGCAACAGAAUUACUCUGGAGCUCUGGAAAUAAUUAGCCAGUUAGUAGUCACUUACCCUUUAUUUACACCAGCCAUUGUCAUCAAGAUGAGACUACAUUUAGCAUCACAGGACUGGGAGCAAACUGCAGAAGAAAGUAAACGGUAGGAGAUGAUUUUCAGCAACGGAAGAAAUUGAGAUGUGCCAUUUCGCUUGUAAACAGGUUGGCCAACCUUUGUAUAGGAAGCUGCCUCUCGCUAUGAGUCCUGUAUUCCUGACUAGCAUGGUGACUUUGGAAUCUCAGGCACAUACUUCGUUGUGACCCUGCAGGCUGGGUAUGAAUCUUGAGGCAUCUGCCCUUUUGAGGGAUAGUGGGUGGCUUGGUUUUCCCUUAGACUCCACCAGGGGCUUAUCUGCUGGCACUCAGGCUGGAACCCACUCUGAGGGCCCUUCUGGAGAAUCCUCUGGAAGCAGCUUCACCAGGGAGUCUCAGGAUCUUCAUGGCUGGCAGCAGGAGACAUAUCUGCUUCUCCAAGUCUUUGGCUAAUGGGAGAGAUGGCAGUGGUCAGGGAUGAUGAGAGCUGUCAGUUAAAGCAUCUGGAGGGCAGCAGUUUGGGAAGACAGGAGUCUUUCCUAGUCCUAGAGAUGUCAGAGAUUGAACCUGGAAUGUUUUACAUGCAACGCUUGUGCUCCUCCAUUGACCUUUGGUUCUUUCCCUAUAAAGUGGUUAUUUAAAAUAUAAUCCUAAUUCUUAUGGAUGUUCAACAUAAUGGCCAGUAGGUGUCCCCAGUACCUGCACAAUUACAGACUGUGCUGGCUACUGUGUUCUGUGCUUCAGCUAACAUUGCCUUCCUGGUGCUCCUAAGUCUUCUAACUCUUUCCACUUUCAGCAGAUGUUGAUAAGUCACAAAAUCCAUUUUUGCCCUAAAACAAUCUUUCCCACUAUCCAAUUUGUCUUUUAAAAUUAUGAGAUAAAUCCUGUCUUUCUAAACCUUAAACUUGUUUUCUCCUUUAUCUGAGUGUGACUCUGUAGCAAUAAGUAUGUAGCUUUUAAUUAAUCAUAGAUUUUCUUUUGUUCAAUAAUAGGCAUAAUUGAAAUUAAAAUAGCAUAAAUAAGUCAUUUAUGCUAUAAUUUACUUUUCUCUCUUAAUGCUUUUGAACAAAUUCUUGUUUAAGAAUCCUAAGCAAGGAUCCAAAUGAUAUAGAUGGACUCCAGUACAUGGUUGUAAAUCAUCUUGCUAUUACUGGGAAUAAAGUUUUGGUGAGUGUUAUAUAUUUUUUGACAUUUGGAAUAUAAAAUUGGUGUCCUAGAAUUUUUAAACAAAUGUAGUCUUCAUAGUGCUCUUUGCCCACAAUGAUUUGAUGGGUAGCUUAUCAUUAGUAAUGUUGCCUUUGUGUACUCUUUAUAUUAAGCAUAUCUAUACUUGAGGAUAUGUUUUGCUUCAUAGAUACUAAUAUGUAGCGUAAUGUGAAGAAUUGGACUCAAAAUCCCAGAUUUUGUUUUUUAAAUCAAGUGCCUAACUCUUAUGUUUAAAAUGUGUACAUAGUUUGUUCACAUUUGGCUAACUCACUACUUGUUAUGCCAUUCAGUGUAUUAGAUAUAAAAUAAGUGGCAGUGUCUCUGAUUUUAAAAUAUUAAACUUUUUAAUGCAGGCACUGCAAAUGCUUAGAGAAUUUAUUGUUGCUUUGGAGUUGAAGGAGCCCCAAAGAUCCGAACUUCACCUUCAAAAAAUCCUUGUAAUCAGCAGACUGGUAAGGGCAUGUUUACCAUUACUAUGACCUAUCUUGCUUAGUAAUAAUUUGUUUUCUUUCCUAUCUUUCGUGCCUUCCCCAUUUGAAAUAUUGUGGGUGCCCCCCCCCCAAGAAAGUCUCACAAAUGUGUGGGGAAAUCUAAUUUACUAGCUAGCUGUAUAAAUUGAUAAUGCUUAGGGUUUUUUUCACAUAAUGAACAAAUGUAAUUAUGCAUUUUCAAUACUUCCAUCCCACCACAUGGCAUUUUUGAUCAUAUAUGUGCUUCAUGAGCAUGACAUUAAUUUUUUGCCCUUUAAAUUAUGUUCUGUUUAGUGCGGGAAGAAUCAAAAUAUCCUCCGGGAAGUGUAUGAGUUUGUUAAAGACUCAGGUAGCAACCUAAUAUCUAGUAAUGCACAUUAUGCGAAUGAGUUAGGAUAUCUGCUAAUCCUUCAAGGGUGUUGGAAGGAAGCAUCUGAAUGGUAUGCAAAAGCCUCUGAGUUGAAUGAAAACACUGCAGAUUCAAUGACAGGUAGGCUGUUAAGGAUUUUUUCUUUUUAGUUUAAUUUAGUAUUUGUCUUUCUUCAACCUAAUAAAAUAUAAACCUUUGGACCAUGUGCCAACCUCAAGUCACUUUUAGGUCUGGUGCAUGGAGUUACCUGGACUCUGGAGAAGUGGAUACACAUCUGUCACCUACUAUACAGUGGUACCUCGAGUUACAUAUGCUUCAGGUUACAUACGCUUCAGGUUACAGACUCUGUUAACCCAGAAAUAGUGCUUCAGGUUAAGCACUUUGCUUCAGGAUAAGAACAGAAAUCGGGCUCCGGUGGCGCGGCGGCAGCAGGAGGCCCCAUUAGCUAAAGUGGUGCUUCAGGUUAAGAACAGUUUCAAGUUAAGUACAAACCUCCGGAACGAAUUAAGUACUUAACCUGAGGUACCACUGUAUACAAUAGUGACAUCUGAUGGGAUGCUCAGUGUGUGGGGCCAUAUGUGUGUUGGCCUGAUCAUUCUUCCCCUCAAAAAAAGGGGGCAUAUGAACCAAUUUGUCCCCUUAUUCAUACAGUCUUACAUGAAGAUUUUUCACAUCAGAUGCUAUACUAUGUGCAUGCUGAAAGCAGAGGAGGUUAUGCAUUGGCUCACCCACUGUGCAAAGAAGAUCCACUACCCAGAAAGAUUUAUGUUCUUAGACAUAGACCAUCUUGUUAGGACCAUAGCAGUCUCUCUUGAGAAUUUUCUCACUUUAUAGUUUUGAUGGAGAAAGGCUGGAAUGAGUCUCUAGCAUUUAAUGAAGAGCUCAGUGUGUGUAAAGAGUGUGAUUCAUCCAGGCAGGGACAUGUGACUUGAAGCUAGUAAUAUGUAAUUUGGCUGCAGCCUCUAGCUCAGACCUGCCCAGCUGUUACAGGCAGUAAUAUGUAAAUUGGCAACAACUUCUAGCUCAAGACUGCCCAAACAGUUAAUAAGAUUAGUGAACUGCACUGGUGGCUGGUCUGUUAGAGCAAAUAGGGCUCUGCCCCACCAAGCUCAGCCAGCCCUUAGCUAACCCCCACCUGCCUACUUUCUUCCAACAAAUCCAGGGAGUAGAACUGACUGACUGUCAGUUUCCUACUUCUUAGUCCCAGUGUUGCUCUCAUAUAACUCAACAGGUAGGAGGAUGGGGUCAAAAUCAGAAUUAAUGAAGUCCAAUUGUAAGGGGCUAUUUUAACUGUGACACUGCAAAAAGAAGCUGCUGCACUUUAAGGUAGCAUUGGGUGCGAGGCCACAGCUCUACCCUACUCCAAUUCAUGAUACUUUCCCAGUAUGACCCCUCAUCCCCUUAGCAAUUUACAAUUUAACAUUUGUGGUUGUAAUUCAAAGUACAUUUAAUCAUACUUACGAACAUGUAAUUUAUUGCUGAUAUUUACUUUUCAGGAUCUAUAUGGUGCCAGGUGCUUGGAGGGAAAAUAGAAGAAGCAGAGAAUCAACUGGAGUUUCUAAAGGAAGUUCAGCAGUCUACGGGAAAAUCUUCAGUUAGAUUACACUUAUUUCCUUUGAUUUCUUAUGUGUAUGCUUACCAUGAAUUGUCAAAUGCAGGUGAACACCUGCCCAACCCCAUGUAAUUGUGUGUUUCUUCAGGUGGUGGUCAUUGCAGUCUCUUCUACUGUAUUUUCCACCCUGCUUAAUAUUGCUAGGCUCCAAAAAUUUCAGAAGGGUCGGCAGCUAACAGCCCCUGGGAUGAAUUUGGCCAAAGAAUACCACUGGUCAUGUUAAUCCCCACCUACCUCAGGUCACCAGUUUUAUUAGGUAGAAGUCUGUUCAAUUGCAUUCAGCUCUCUUCUUGUUGGCUGUGCUCAGAAGUCCUACCAUAGGGGAGAUCAUGUGUAUAACUAUUUAAUACUGCGUUUGUUCCCAGCACAUCUUCAGCUUGGCACAUUAGUUUGCUGAAAUCCAGCAUGAUGUAAAGGAAUGCUGGAAUGCCCUAAUUGGUGGGGCAGGGAAUGACCUUGUUCUCAUCCCUGGCUUCUUUUAGAGAAAUAUGCCACUCAGCUAGUCUUCCCGGUACAUUAUUAGAGUUGUAAUUUCCCCAUAACAUUUACUGGCAAAGACAUUCUCUUCUAUUUUUGGAUGGAUACAAUGCCCGCUUUGCAAACCAUCAAAUUGUACUCUUGUCACACAAUAAUUUCUGCAUCUUAGGUGGCACUGUGGGCUGCUGUACAAUAAAGGCAUUUAUGUGCAUAAUGAUAAAUCCAUAAGUAUAUUUGCUCUUUAGCACUUUUGCAUGACUUCGCCAUAUAUUAUUGUGUGGAUGUAAAAUAUAUCAGCUUCUAAGGACUGGGAAAGUGUCUAUUACCGUAUCUCCCUCUACAGUCUUUGCCAACCUUGAUCAGAAGAACGCAGGGAUGCUUUUAAUUCAUUUUGAGGACCAUGAUUGAAACUAGUUUAACAAAGCAAGUUUAGGUGCUUCCUGACUUAAAAUCCAGCCUGAGCUAAUGACCUAAGCGGAAAGUGAAGGGUUGGGUGGGUCCUCUCCACACUUGAAGUAGGAGAGAGAUGAACCUGCCCUCCCAGUUCCCAAACCCUAGUUUAUUUGUACAUCUGCAGUUCUGCAUAUUCUCGUAGAUUAUCUGAAGGGAAGCUUUGGGUUGAACUUAAAACAAAUCUCUUGUUCAUUAAAAAUUCUGUGUGCUGUUUUCUCACAGCUUCUAGCUUAUCUUCAAGGUGUGAUUGCUUCAAGGAAAAACAACGAUCAGGCUGCCUGUGCCUUUCUCAACGAAGCUGCAGAACUUCAUUGUUCUGCUUUGCAUGGACUUCCUCUAAGCAUUGAAUACUAUGAAAAGCUGAAUCCCAUGUUUAUGAUUGAAAUUGUGAAAGAAUAUUUGGUCUUCUGUCCCAAGCAGGUAGAAACUUGAGUUUUGCUAAAUAGUAGGAUUUAUUGGGGGUUGAAAGGUGGCAGCCUUUUACAUGAUGGAUUUGCUUGUGAGGAGAGAGCUGGAGAUUUAUAGUCAGUGUUUGAAGUAGGAUGUGAUUGUGUGGGAUGCCAUCCUGCUUAUUUUUCAGGUAUACCUAAAAUUUCCUGUUCUUGUCAGUAAUUUAAAACCAUUUCAGGAUGCUACGCAAAGCAAGAUUGUACAAACACUACAAAAGUAGACUGUACCAGAGCAGAGUUAUUUGUGGAGCUGGGAGAGGCAGGCACUUGCAAAGAUAGCAGUCCCACAACAACCAAAAUCCUGACCAUGAGCACUGCAACCUCUCUCUAUUUACCAGCACGAGGCAGGAAAACUGUGCUAGGAUUCACAGAAGCACCACUUCUCUCAGUAAGCAUCUUUCCCAGUCUGAUGCUUGUGAGAUUUCUGUUUCCUUUGCUAGCUACAUUCCAGCUGCCCUGCUGUUUCUCCCUGCUUCACCCAAGCAGUUGUGGGGUGCCCAGAAUUAGAUUAUUUAUAUACUACCCUUCUCACAAACCACAGGGUGGUUUAUGACAAAAUCAAAUAAAGCUAAAAAGAAUCUAUAAAAAGGCACAACCCUUUAAAAACCCUUUAAAAAUGCCAACACAAUAACUCAUAAUGAAUCACUACAUAACAAUUACUGAUAGCAGCAGAAGGAACUACAUAAAUGUUCCCAUAAGCACUCAGAUAUAUUCAUAGAAAUCAUGUGCAAUGGGUAGGCAGAUUGAAGUUCAUAAGUACCAUGACCUCUGGGCUAGACUUGGGGAUUGUUUACCAAAUACAUUAAUUGUACUCUGUAUUUUAUUUUUCUGGAAAAUAAUGCAAUUUCACUUUCUCUUUGUAGCCUCGGUUACCAGGUCAAGUUUUAUCUUCACUUCUUAAGCAAGUAACUAUAAUUUUGAAUCCACUUGUGAAAGCCACCCCUGGAAUGAUUGAGCCUCUUUAUCUAAUGGCACAGGUUAAAUAUUUAUCAGGUAAAUUGAGUUCUGAGUGUCUACUCAAGAAAAAAGUAAAAAAUGCUUCUGGAUUUUAGGUUGCUGGGAGUUGCUUGCAGGGAAUGAGCUUUUAACUAUUACUGUUGUUUCCUGCCCUUCAUCUUAAGUUCCUAGGGUGGGUUACAGCAAUUAAAACACAAUAUUACAAACAGUUUAAAAGAAUUUAACUGCAACUGAAUUAAGAAGUCCAAGCUUCUUAUUAAGCUAAGAAGCAAUAAUGCUUCUGAUCCUUGACUUGGGGAUACAAAGAUCAAAGACAAAGGGGAAGAGUCAGAGCUAUACACUACACAAUCCCCAAGAGAACAAAACCACAUUAAAAAUGAGGGGUUGGUCCAGUUCCCAACUGAGCUCACAGCUCACCUUGCACUACUGGAGGGGGGAUAGCACAAAUCUCAAUUCUCACGAACAAUAAAUAUGAAGAAGACAGUAUUUAUAAGAGCACUCAGGGUGUGAACCCAUCUUUGCAAUUUGCAUGUCAUUCCAGCUAAUCUGGUAUUUAUGUAUGCUAUUUGGUUAAGGACUGUAGCUCAGUGGUAGAACAUCUGCUUUGUAUGCAUAAGGUCUCAGGUUCAAUACCUGAGGUGGAAACUCUUAUCUUAAACCCUGAAGAGCUGCUGCCAGUUAGUGCAGACCAGGCUUCCUCAACCUUGGCCCUCCAGAUGUUUUUGGCCUACAACUCCCAUGAUCCCUAGCUAGCAGGACCAGUGGUCAGGGAUGAUGAGAACUGUAGUCUCAAAACAUCUGAAAGGCCAAGGUUGAAGAAGCCUGGUGUAGACAGUACUGAGCUAGAUGGACCAUUGAUCUGAUUGGAUGUACAGCAGCUUCCUAUGUAAGAUGCUUGUUCACCCAUCAGUCAUGCUCCCUCAUGCUUUUGAGCAGGCUGUCUACUUUUUUAAAAAAAAAAACCCAUGUGUAUAUUUCUUUACAAACUUAUCCUUUGCUUUAUUAAAAACAAAACCUGUAAAUGUUUAUAAAACAGUUGCAAAACUGCUCCAGGAGUUGGUUGGUCAUAUCAUAGGAACUAAGCUACCAACACACCUUUCACGGUUGUUUUUACUCGAGUUCAAACUGAAAAUGCUACAGACAUGCAGAACCGAGUUUUCAGAUCUCAGCAGACAAAACAGUACAUAUUGUAAUCACCAUUGUUCAUUACUGCUCCCAAAAUAUUCCAUCUGUCUUCACCUUAACCACACUUGAUCCACAUGGGAUCAAGUUAGUAAACUGUUGUUCUUACUCAGGAAGGCCUACAUAAGAUUAAGUAAAGUAUAACUUGGUUUUUGUAAAAAAAUGGCCUGUUGAGAGCAAAACAACAUGUUAGGCUAUUUUGCAGGAGAACUAGAAACUGCCCAGGGUACUCUGCAGCGUUGUUUAGAAUUGGAUCCGACAUCAACAGAUGCCAAUCUUCUUAUGGCCCAGAUCCACCUCUCUCAAGGAAACAUCAAAGAAUGUGUCCACUCACUUGAAAUAGGAGUCAGUUACAAUUUUCAGGUAAGAUGGAGCCCAAAAGGAACAAUGUAAAUGCUUGUGAGAACAGUCUUCCCCUUUACUCUGGCCUUGCCUGUGGGUCUGCUUGUGAGUACCAAGCUUACAAGACUUUUCCUUGUUACUCUACAUGCAUGUGACCAGCACACAUGCAAAAGAAAAUUUAGGAUGAGGUUUGCAUUGGAUGUUCUUACUAAUGUCACUUUUUUCAUAUUUUGGGCAGCUUCGUGAUUCUCCAUGGUAUCACUUCAUCAGGGCUAGAGCACUAAAUAAAGCUGGGGAGUAUCCUGAAGCCAUAAAAGUCUUAAAAAUGCUUAUCAGUUUACCUCAAAUGAAAGGGGAAGCUAAGAAAGGCCAGGGCCCCCGUAUAGUUAUAAGUGAACAAGUCUCCAUCUAUCUGGAACUCGCUGAAGCUCUUCGAUUCAACGGGGAACUGGUAAGAAGUUCUAUAUAUUAUCUGCUCAGUAAAUGGAAUGUCUAAUAUUUUUAAAGGAAGCAAGACCCUCUGGGGUAAAGAGCAAACCUGAUGAACUCACUCAAUUUAAAAGUAAACUGGUCAAAAAUAAACUGGAGAAACUAGCAAUUACAUAACUUCAGAUGUUCUUUUAUGUUCUUUGAAGGGAAGAUUAUUGGAAAUGAUUUCUGCUAGAUGUUGAAUCAGAUCCUGCAGUUUUAUUCAAAACCUAAUGGGCUUAUCUGUCCUGAGCCCAUUCACUGGUAGCAGAUUCAGGACACAAUGGGAAGGACUUGCGUCAGGCAGUUCAUUAUACCAUAGUCUUUUGGAACUCCCAUUUCAAAAGGCAGCAAUUUCGAUAGAACCAUAGAAUUGCAGAUUGCUACAGUGCAGGAGAUGGGACGCGGGUGGCGCUGUGGGUUAAACCACGGAGCCUAAGGCUUGCCAAUCAGAAGGUCGGCGGUUCGAAUCCCUGCGAUGGGGUGAGCUCCCGUUGCUCGGUACCCUGCUCCUGCCAACCUAGCAGUGCAAAAGAACGCAGUGCAAGUAGAUAAAUAGGUACCGCUCCGGCGGGAAGGUAAAUGGCGUUUCCGUGCAUUGCUCUGGUUCGCCAGAAAUGGCUUAGUCAUGCUGGCCACAUGACCCAGAAGCUGUAUGCUGGCUCCCAUGGCCCAUAAAGUGAGAUGAGCGCCGCAACCCCAGAGUUGUCCGCGACUGCACCUAACAGUUAGGGGUCCCUUUACCUUUACAAUGCAGGAAUCUCAACUAAAGCAUCCAUGACAGGUAGCCAUCCAAUCUCUGCUUAAAAACCUCCAAUGAAGGAGAGUCCACCAUCAUGCGAGAGAGUCACAUGAUUUCUUUCUGAAUAUUUGAAUCUUUGUUCAUGGGACUCAAAUAGAUCAGUAAUUUGCCUUGUAUUAGGGGAAAGCAUAUAAGGAAUACAAUGAUUAAAAUAAUAGGUAAAAGCUGAGGUUUGAACCAGGAAGUCUCCAGUUCAAAUUUUGCCUUUCAUGAACUCGCUCACCAAACCACUCUCAGCUUCAGUUCUCUGCAAUAUGGUGACAGUAAUACUGAUUUGCUUUACAGAGCUGUUAUAAAGUUGACUGAGAUUAAUGUAUAUGGAGGGUUUUGAGUGUUCAAAAACUGCUAUAUAAAUGUUAAUUCCUAUUAUUAUUAUUAUUAUUAUUAUUAGCAGCAGUAGCAUUACCUUUUCUAUGUAGCAUUUAAGUUUUUGAAGAAUUUCCAUGUAUUGUUUUAACAUUCUAGCAUGAAGCUACUAAGAUAAUGCAAGAUGCCAUUAUUGAAUUUAAUGGGACAUCAGAAGAAACCCGCGUCAUGGUUGCUAAUGUAGAUUUGGCUCUCAGCAAAGGGGAAGUUGAUUCAGCCCUAACUAUGCUGAGGAAUGUCACACCAUGCCAGCCAUAUUACACUGAGGUUAAGGAAAAAAUGGCUCAGAUAUACCUUCAAGUCCGAAAGGAUAAGAGACUGUAUAUUGGAUGCUAUUGGUAAUGUUAAUUUUGCUUUUUGCAAGUAUUCUUUUUCAUAUUUUGCUUGAGGGGCAGGAAUGAAUCCAGAACAUUAGAGCAAGGAUUAUUUGAGAGACUAUCAGAACCUUUUAGAACAGAGGUGCCUAUCCUUUGCAGCGCAGGGCCUGCAAAGUUAGCCACUGCUCUGAGGAUCACAUGCCAGUGAUGGGCAUGGCUAAUACACACAGACCACAUUCACUCAGACAGCCCCACAGCCUCAUCCUUCUUUCCAACAGUACUGUAGCAGGGGGCAAUUCUUCCCCAUCAAACCACUGUGUUGGGAAGACAGAUUUUCCUUCUCCAAGUACAGCACUGUGAUGCAGACCCUCCAAGUGUCCCUAUUUUCCAGAAACGUCCUGAUUUAGAGAAGCCGUCCCAGUUUCUGAUUUGAUCCCAGAAUGUCCUGCUUUUCCUUAGAACACCCCUAUUUUCCCUGGAGAAAUGUUGGAGGGUAUGGAGUUAUCUGACCCUCAAGCUGUCUGAAGGCAUUCCUGUAUAGGAACGGUUUUAAAAAAUGUUUUAUUAUGUUUUUUUAUAUAUGUUGGAAGCCACCCAGAGUGGCUGGGACAACCCAGUCAGAUGGUUUGGGUACAAAGAGUAAAAUUAUCACUAUGGAAUGGGACAUCCCUGUUUUCAGCAGAGAAUUGUUGGAGAGUAUUUGUGAUGAAGAGGAAAAACAUCUGUUCUUCAGGCAAACCUCUAUUCCUAACACAGCAAUGUAUUGGGGAGGAAAGCCCUCAUCUACUUACCUUUCAGAGAUUCCUUCUUCUGAUUCAGCACCAUUGCUAGGAGCUCUUAGCACUCGGGAAACGGGAAUAUGUGCUUUUUUACUCUUAAAAUAUCUUACUUUAUUGGAUGAUCACUGGUUCUAGUAUUACUAAAGAGGAAGAAAAGAUUAUCUCUACCUACUUUCUCCAAACCAUGUGUAAUUUUAUACCCCUCUAUCAUUUUUUGUUUUAUUUUAUAAAUGUUAUACACUGCUUGAUUGUAAAUAAAAACACACACCCUCAAAGCAGUUUACAAAAAGGUAAAACAAUAAAAUAAAGAAAAAUAUGUAUAAAAUGUAUUAAAAAGUAAAAACACUAAAGCAGUUUAAAAUUCACCUCAACUUUGUUAGCAUCUGAGUAGACUUCUCAAAACAAGAAUGUUUUUUAGCUGGUGCCGAAAAGAGUACAGCGCCUCUAUCAUAUACCCAUCUUCAUUCCCCCCCCUCAAAACUACAAAGCCCCAAAUGUUGGCACAUCUCAAAGGGGAGGUGUUGCAGCCCUUUGAUCAUUUUUGUAUGACUUUAAACAUAACACUUUCCCCCAGAGUCAGUUCACAUAUUCAACAGACAGUCAUCAGGUGUAGAGAAGUGGAAUUAUGCAUAUGCAUGUAUGAAUGAGGCUUUAGUGUACUAUAAGUGAUGCAUCAGUUGCUCACUUCCUCAGUAUGUGGUACAAAGUGACCUCGCAUAUAUCUGAUCCUGCAAACACAGGUUAUGUUUGAAGGGUAAUUCACUGGCUUUAUUCUGGUGUUGUUUGGGGGUUCAUAAUAUGUAGUUGUAUCCAUUUUAGGGACUACUACAGAUAAGGCUGCUGUGCCAAUUUAAAAGUGUGAAGCUCUAAAAUCAUAUUGUGUAUACUGAGUCUCUUUGUCAUUUCUUAAAUGACAUUCCGUUUUUUAAUCUAGUGAGUUGUGUGAAAAUAUGCCAAGUCCUCAUACAAGCCUUCUCUUGGGGGAUGCCUACAUGAAUAUUCAAGAGGUUAGUGUACAGUGAUAAAAUGCAAAUUUUAUACCUAAAAAAACUAAAAUGCUACCCCAACUCCCAAAUGAAAUUGAAACUAAGACUGUAGUCCUGUGCAUUUUUACUUGACAGUUAUACCUGUUGAACUCAGUAGGCCUGACUUGCAAGUAAACAUGCAUAGGAUCAAUCUACUCAUCACUGAAGAACACCAAACAAAAACUCCAAAAAUAACUAUAUUAAUAUUACAAAAAUAACUGCAAUUUUUCUGUCACUUAUUAUAGCCUGAGAAAGCUUUGGAAGUUUAUGAAGCAGCUCAGAAGAAGAAUCCUUUGGAUGCAACAGUAGCAAGGAAAAUUGGGAAAGCUUUUGUGUCCACCCAUCAGUAUAACAAGGUUGAGAAAUAGAUGGUUCUUUUUGCUAAAAAUUGUUCAGGUCCAAGCCAGGGAAGCAAGCAGCCUGGUGUCUUCUCUUGAUCCGUCCAACGAAUAGAGUUUUUACAGCAGUCUGUAUUCAGAUGUGUAUUUUGAGACAUGGCCUGGGAUCAGUCUGCUUGGUUUCAGAGUCCCAAGGUGCCAAGUAAGGAAUUUAUACAUUGAUUCAACUAUGUGUGUGUAUCCCAGGAGACAAAUGGGGAUGUCUACUCAGUUUCAAAAGAAAAGAAAAAAUAGAUCUAAGCUACACAAACAGAAGAAUUCGGUAUAGCUCUUACUGGGCUUUGUUACAUCAGGCUAGUGGUUGGUGGCUGUGUGUUUGAAUGCUUCCCCAUUUUAAAAAUCCUAUCAGGGAGAUGUAUUUUAACCUAGCCCUCUCCCUGAUAUCAUUUUUUCCCCCCAUGCAGGAAGUUUUUCUUACAUUGGAGAAAUUAAUCUGCAGCAGAGAAUCUUGCAGCAUUAAUUAAUCUGCAGCAGAAUGUAACAAACCAGUAUAAGCAGCACAGCUCUAAGACUUGCAAAUAUCACAAAAUAUGUGUUUCAUUUGUAACUCAUAGCUGAAGUUAAUCUGUUCACAUGUACUAAUUUAUUUCAGGCUGUCAAUUACUAUGAAGUUGCUCUAAAAAUGAGUGAGCAGGACUUCUUGUGCCAUGAUCUUGCCGAUCUCCUGUUGAAGCUCAAAAAAUUUGGCAAAGCAGAGAAAGUUCUAAACCAAGCACUAGAUCAUGACCCUGGUAACGUCUCUCUCUUUUUUGGGAAUCUUCCACUGGAGCUUUCAUCUUGACUUAAAGCAUAAACAUAUUUUCUGCAUGCCUAGACAUUUGGAGAGGAACAGCCCCAGCGAAAUGACACCCUAGUGCUGUCACAUUGAAAGAUCCUGAUUGGCCACUUGUUUAUGACCAGAUAUUAAACAAUCCUACUGUUUGCAAAGCAGUGUGUUGACACUUGUUCCACAAGGGAUGAAUAAUAAUUCAUGUCACUGUGUGUGGUAUUACUCCUUUUUGGGUAUGCCUGACACCAGUCAAAUGCUAAUGAUGCAAGUAUCCUCUAGAGAGAACACACCAUUUGAAUGGCAAUGCCCAUCAACUUUGUGGGGGCAGCCCCCUCAAAUAUUUUAUUGGGGGGCAAAGACUCCUCAGCCCCUAGGCUCCUAUGUUCCAAGGCAAUAUCAGUUCAGCUUCCUAAGUUCUCACCAGUUCUUUCAGCACAUCUGUACAAAAUUACUUGUCCAGCCCUUAAACCAUAACAAUUCCAGUAAAAUGUUUUUCUUUCUAGCUACUACCUAGGAGUAAGGUAAAGGUACCCCUGCCCGUACGGGCCAGUCUUGACAGACUCUAGGGUUGGGCGCUCAUCUCACUCUAGAGGCCGGAAGCCAGCGCUGUCCGCAGACACUUCCGGGUCACGUGGCCAGCGUGACGAAGCUGCUCUGGCGAGCCAGCACCAGCGCAGCACACGGAACGCCCGUUUACCUUCCCGCUAGAAAGCGGUAUCUAUUUAUCUACUUGCACUUAACUGUGCUUUCGAACUGCUAGGUGGGCAGGAGCUGGGACCGAACGACGGGAGCUCACCCCGCCACGGGGAUUUGAACCGCCGACCAUGCGAUCGGCAAGUCCUAGGCGCUGAGGUUUUACCCACAGCGCCACCCGCGUCCCUUACCUAGGAGUAUUGUUGGUCAUUAAACUUUUGCACUGCAGAAAAUCAUAGCCAGUGUUUUACUGAUGGUCGAAACACCAUACUGGUAUAAAAUAAUGAUUGCUUUGUUUAAUUUUGCAGUUGACGAUCUGCCAUCAAUGAAGAAGGAUGUUAGGAACCUGAUGUUACUAGCAAAGAUUUGUGAGACAACUAAAAGAGGAGAAGUUGUUCUGGAUACUCUGAACAUGGUAGAAAACCAAUGUUGUAUAAGCCUCAUGUACUCCUGGGGAUGAUUGUAAAGUGGUUUCUGAAAUAAAUAUAAAUAAUAAAUAGACUUGGGUUUUUAACCCAAGUUUGAAUUAAGUAGAAACUUUUUAUACUAAUUAACUAAUUCUAAUACAGUUUAAAGACUGUGUAACUUACAGUAUACUUCAGAUACAGAAGUAGACCAACUGGAAGGAAGUAGUACAAAGCACUAAAUAGAAUGCUUAUUCAGCAGUCCUCAUUCUUGUAUACAAUAUCUAAUAAAGAUGCUAGGAUGGGUAUACCCCACAAUGCCUUCACUUGGUAUAUUUGUUCAUUUUUAAGGCAUAUGACAUCCAGCAAAGGAUACUGAAGCGUGUCCGUGUAGAGCAGCCUGAAUUGAUUCCUUCCCAGAAACAGGUGUUGUUAAUGAUCUGUGUACAGUUUGCCAAGUUCUACCAAGCAGAGAAGGAAUAUGAAAAAGCUUUGAAGUACUACACGGAAGCUCUAUCCUGCAUUCCAACUGAUAGUAAGGUAAACAUGAUCUUCAGUCUCCAACUGAAAGGAAUGCAAAGGAAUGUCUGUACUAAGGUUGAGUAAAACGUUCCCUACCCAGCCUUUCUGGUUGUUGGGAUUAUUGCAAUAAACAAAUGUUUGAUUCAUUUCAUUCUGCAUGCUCCAGAUCAUUUAACACGGCUUAUCUAUGCCUCAACUUUCAAAGAGACUAGGAUUCAUCUUGUUAUUUAUUAAAUGUAUUGGUUGCUUUUUCUUGCCAAAGGCAACUCAAAGCAAUUUACAACAAAGUCCUAGUGUGUGUAUUCAAAACAUGUUAGUGGAUCAAACAGGGAAAAUGGAUUACGUAGGACUGAAGGUGCAAAUUCUAAAGUGAGGCCUAAGCCUUCAGACCCUAGUCCAGUCCCUCCAGUGACCACCCAGAGAGUGUCAGAUGUUGGGGGCAUUGGCAAAUGGGCUGAUACUGGCAUGCUGAGGCCCACUGAUGCCGAUCACCAGUUAUCUGUCCUUAAUUUUUUUAUUUAAAAAACCCAUUUUAUAGACAGGGAGUGAGUUCUAUGGAAUGAGGACUACAAACAUCUGCCACAAAUAUCAUUACCAAAAUGAUCAUUACCAAAGAUCCAUUGCUGCUUAAAAUACUUUUCCAUUUUAUUUUCAGAUAAUGUUGGAAUUAGCUCAGCUGUAUUUGAUGCAAGAAGAUACAGAGCAGUGUGAGCAUUAUUGUACUCUCCUGCUUCAAGAUGACGAGAGCAAUGAAAUUGGAACAAUGGUAAACACUGUUAUUCUUUCUUCCACUAAACUUAAGCUUUGCUGGUGUACUGUAUAUCUUUAUGAGCCACCAGGUAGGAGGGGUUUUGAAAAGCUUCUAAAGUAAAGCCCAACUGUUUCUACACACCUAUGCAACUGUGUGGAAGGGAUAGGAGGAUUCACAUCAGUCUUAAACUACACAAUUUUGACUAACAUAUUAGUGACACAGAGCAUGCUCAAACAUUGUGAUGUCUUUCAGAUACCAAACAGUGCUUCCCCUUCCUGGAUACUGCACCUCAUGCAUCUAUUACAGGUGCUUUAAAGAGCAGAAGGAGCUAUUUUAUCUCAGAGUUUGCUUUGGGAAAGGCCUUUAACAGUGCAGGGAACCACUACUGAAGAAAAUCGCUGCCUAAAGAGAUAUUUAAUUUGAUUUUGUAUUGUCCCUCAUGUAUGAAAAUGGUGGGUCAGAGAAGACUUAUUGGUGGGUUACCAAUCAGCAGCUAAGGAUGGAGAUUGCAGAUGGAGUUAUAGAAAUACACUUUCAGAUCAUAAGGGCGAUGAGUGGGGAAGAAGAAAUUAAGACAUACAGACAAGCAUAAAUAAACAUGGUCAAGUCUGUCACACAUAUGCAUGGGAACGUAGGGCCUUUGUAAACACGAUGAACUACUGUACUUACUUUGAUAGCAUAUGUGUUGGGGAAAAAAUACAAACCACAUAGAAUCAUAGACUUGUAGAAUUGGAAGGGACCCUGCGUAUCAUCUAGUCCAACCAAAUAUGCAGCUGCCUCAUAUGGGGACAGAACCAGCAACCUUGGCAUUUUGAGCACUGUGCUCUAAACAACUGAGCUAUUUCAUGUUUUGUGACAACAUACAUAUUUUCCUGGGUAUGUUGUGCAUGCAUGCUAUGUGUAUAAGCAGUGAAAUAUGUGUAUAAGCAGUGGAACCUGUCACAUGUGAAUGUGUAUGGUUUUCACUUGUUUUACAGUCGAGAAGUGCUGUCCAUGUAAGAAAUUGAUCACAUUUGAAUCAUCCCUCAAUCUCUUGAAUCACCCUGAUACUAACACAGGGCUAAGAUUAAGAGUCCUCAUUGUUCCAUCUCCAUCCUGGAAGGCUGGAUUUUCAUAAACGUAUUUAUGACUUGUGAAAAGUCAAAAAUCUGGCCCUUUCUGAAGCAUUGAUACCAUUUGGUCUGAGUGUGAAAUAGCUGUUCCUUUUCUAGAUGAUGGCCAACCUUAUGUUCAGAAAAGAGGCAUACGAAGAAGCUAUAAGUCUGUACCGGAAUGUUCUGGAGAAAUCUCCAGGUAUUUUGUAGCAUUUAUAUACUGGAGGGGUUUUUUUUGGGGGGGGGAAUAAAAAGGGCCUCUAAAGCAUCUCAUGAGAUAAAUACAGUAAACAGGAGCAUUUUGAUGAAAGGGUGUCUGUGUGUCUGGAUGGGUGCAUGACAAAAUGCAGAUUUGUUUGUUUCUUCAUUUCUCAACAGAAGAGUGUUUCUUCUUUCAGACUCUUACAUGUGAACAAAUUAUCUGUGAAAUAAGUUGGAAAUACAUAUUUUUAAAAUUGUGUGCUUUUAGAUAACUUCUUGGUCAUGGAGAAUUUGAUUGAUUUACUGAGAAGAAGUGGUAAACUUGAUGAAGCAACACACUUUUUUGAACUGGCCAAGAGAAAAUCAUCUCGAACAGCUUUGGAUCCCGGUUAUAACUACUGCAUGGGACUUUAUUGCUGGUAAAUCAUAGAAACCAGUACUAAUGGGAGUCACAAAGGCCCAACCAGAAAUGAUGAGGGUGAUCCAUGAUAAAGAUCUAUUGCUGCUUAGAAGCUACUGGGGAGAAGGGAGUUUGGAAUAUAACCAUAGCACUGUGGGAGACAAUUUAGUGGCUCUUUCUUCCUGUGCUGUUCUGCACUGCAAGUACUCUCCAUCUCCAAGUUGCUAUUUGUCCUCUUUCUGUGAGUGAAAACAUAGGGUGCUUCCAGACAUGGGCUUAAGAAUGCAAAUGAGUCAUGAUUUCGCAAAUGGGUAGUUGGAUUAAAUGGGAAGAAUGGCCAGUGUUUUGAGGCCCAAUGGCUAUCUUGUGGAAGCUCUGAAAAAAUUGCAUGCUCAAGUAUUGCCAAGCCCUCAAACCAGUCUAGAAAUAUCCUUACCUGUGAGCUGGGAGGGGUGGUUUGCAUCAGAAAAAUAGUACAGGUGGAAAGGUGUUUUGUUUUAUACAAAGUUGUGCUGUGGUUCCAGUUCCAGGUCCUUGCAGCUGCGAUGUUUUUGUUAAUGUUCCUAUUGUGAAAGUUCCUAACCACGAAUCUCUUGUGCCUCAUCUGAUACGGUCCUUAAAUCCUGUGCAAUAGCUCUGCACAAAUAAACCAAGGAAACUCAUUGUACAGUCUCCUUAAUAAAUGUAUCCUUUUUGUUUUUUCAAACUAGUGAGCUACUUUGUUUCCCCACUUGGAAGUAUGCUUGAGAAUUUGACCGCUCUUACUUUUACACACUUUUCAAUUGCACACACUGGAUUUGUUGUGCCUAGAAUUUCCUUUGGCUUAAAUAAAGUCUUACCUCCUUUUUUUUCUCAUGGUCCCGCAAUAGGAAAUUUCUCGCCUCUUCUGACCAGUUCAACACAGAAUUAAGUGCAUCUGAGUCCUAUGAUUGCUUGCAGCUUAAGCACACUUUCCUCUUUAUUGAAUUGAGGCCGUCACCUUGCACUAAACCCUUAGAUUGGAUUUGGCAGGGAAGAAGAAUAUGUGGAUAUAUGCUUGUUAACAAGACUGAUAUUUUAAGGGUCUCACAUUUCACCUAGGUCUUCAAUACUUUCUCCCCACAAACAGGCACAUGAUGCAGCCCAAUCAGGCACUGAAGUUCUUCAACAAAGCACGUAAGGAUAGUGACUGGGGCCAGAAAGCCCUUGGCCAUAUGAUUCAGAUAUGCCUAAAUCCUGACAAUGACAUAAUAGGCAGAGAGACUUUAGGAAACCAGAAUACCAUGGAUACUAGGUAAGGAAAAGUCCUGAAACAGAAUAUAACAAUCACAUUCUGAAAGUCAACUUGAAGUACAGGCAUCCCCUCGUUUACACAGGGAUUCCAUUCUGGACCCCUGUGCACUUAAGUGAAAUCACAUAAAGUAGGGAGCACCCUCUAAAUACCCUUUAAAAGUCUUCUCUGCCGCUCCCUCUUCAAUCCAUACCAAAAAUACUGUAUUCAAAAAUAUAAAAAUCUAGAAUUGAAACUUGGGGGCCCAGUGGUGGAGCAUAUGCCCACGCUGCCCAGGGCAGGCACCCCCCAUGCCCCACAGUUCAGGGUAAGAGAGUGGUUGGGUUACUGCUGCUCACUCUUAGUGUAUUUUUGGUCUUCUGUUGGAAGCUGCCCAUAGUGGCUGGGGAAACCAAUAAUAAAUUAUUAUUAUUAUUAUUAUUAUUAUUAUUAUUAUUAUAGCAGAGACAUCACCUUGCCAACAAAGGUCCAUAUAGUUAAAGCUAUGGUUUUCCCAGUAGUGAUGUAUGGAAAUGAGAGCUGGACCAUAAAGAAGGCUGAUCGCUGAAGAAUUGGUGCUUUUGAAUUAUGGCGCUGGAGGAGACUCUUGAGAGUCUGAUGGACUGCAAGAAGAUCAAACCUAUCCAUUCUGAAGGAAAUCAGCCCUGAGUGCUCACUGGAUGGACAGAUUGUGAAGCUGAGACUCCAAUACUUUGACCACCUCAUGAGAAGAGAAGACUCCCUAGAAAAGACCCUGAUGUUGGGAAAGAUGGAGGGCACAAGGAGAAGGGGACGACAGAGGACGAGAUGGUUGGACAGUGUUGAAGCUACCGGCAUGAGUUUGACCAAACUGCGGGAGGCAGUGGAAGACAGGAGUGCCUGGUGUGCUCUGGUCCAUGGGGUCAUGAAGAGUCAGACACAACUAAACAACAAAUUAUUAUUAUUAUUAUUAUUAUUAUUAUUAUUACUCUCCUCCUGCUCUCCGCAGCCAGGUCAGAUAUGACCCAACAACGGAGCUGCUGUGACCACGGCUGAGGAGGGUUGCUCUCUGCCGCUGGGUUGGAAGAGCUGCUGCCGCCAGGCAUGAGGUGUACUGCCCAUUAGCCUGCCAUUUUGUUACCCCACUCAAUCAUGACACCUGGGGUGGCUGCACCCACCGCACUCCCCUUCCUUCGCCUCUGCUGGGGCCAGCUGGAGGCUGCAUGGGAAAGCGACUGUUGCUGUUGCGCUACCCUGCAAUUAGCUGUUAGGUGGGGAUGCUGAGCAGCUUAAACAAAGCCCGUUGCACAUCCGGCCUCUUUGGGACUUCCUCCGCCUUCCAGAAAUAGUGCUUCAGUUUAAGAACUUUGCUUCAGGAUGAGAACAGAAAUCGUGCUCCGGCAGCGCGGCAGCAGCAGGAGGCCCCAUUAGCUAAAGUGGUGCUUCAGGUUAAGAACAGUUUCAGGUUAAGGACGGACCUCCGGAACGAAUUAAGUACUUAACCUGAGGUAUUGGGAGAGGGAGGAAGCAACUUGUAUGUAGCCUUCUGCUGAACUCAUAGCAGUUCCCUAGAUUAGGAUAUAGGUGUAUGUAAAUGCUUUAAUCUAAAUCAAAUAAUGGUCAUACUAUUCUUAUAGAGUCAAGAGAAGGUCUUUGAUAGCCUAGGAAACAGAAACUGUUUUCUUCUUGCUAGUAAUCUGAAGGAAAAGAAAGAAUCUGAACAGCAUGGCAUACGUACAGCCGAGAAGCUUCUCAAAGAGUUUUAUCCUCACUCACAAGAAGGGCAGAAUCAAGUAGAGAUGUUACAGAGCUACUGCUUAAUGGCCACAAGAGAGACACAUAAUGUGGAGAAGGCCCUGAAAGUAUUUACUGAAAUGUGCCAAAAUGAGGUAAAGAUAGUUUCUUCCAUGAGUGGUAAGCAGCUUGGAGAGGACAUUUAUAUUCAUGGUAGUGGCUGCUGGCUAACAGUAAAAAAAGCACUGGAUAUUCCUAUGGAUGUUUGACACCAGAAACUGUAGUAUAUUGCUCUCUCAUAGAUGAGACUCCUUAGGGAUUAUGGGAGUUGUAGUCUAAAAUAACUGGAGGGCCUCAGGUUGGGGAAGGCUUCUGUAUAAUGACAAGCUACACCAUGCAGUUUCUUUUGCGUGAGGUAGCAACAUUUUAUUUUUUCCGCACAUACUGUAUUUUCUGGCGUAUAAGACUACUUUUUAACCCAGGAAAAUCUUCUCAAAAGUCAGGGGUCGUCUUAUACGCCGGCUACAGCAGCGGUUCCUGCAGCAGCUCCCCACCAAAGGAUAAAACGACAGCAAAUUAAAUCAGAGGACACCAAACUCUCUAGAUGAAGCAGAAAUAUGCUUGAAAAAUGGCCCCAGAAGCCCCCAGCCACUGGGAAGUGGAGUGGAUUUCCGAGCCGGACUGGAGAUUGGUUUUUUAAAUUUUUAUUUGGUGUGCAUUGGAAGAGGGGUAGUCUUAUACGGCGAGUAUAUCCCAAACUCUAUAUUUUAACUGGAAAAGUUGGGGGGGGGUCAUCUUAUAUGCCCAGUCGUCUUAUACACCGGAAAAUACGGUAUAUUUUCUUCACACCACUACUUUAUGCCCAUUUACGUAAUGCACCUAAAUCUUCAGUUUAUUCAGACGGGAUGCAUAAUCUGUUGCUACCCUUAGUCUGGUAGGCUCCUCACUGUUAGAAGGCCAAGACACUGGUGUUCUCUUACUUCAUAGAUUUCAUAUGCAAAAUAAUCUGUGAUUAUAAAAGAAGAGUGAUGACAGUUAGCUGAAUUGUUCAUUUUAAAAACAAAACUUGUCUUUUAUAUAUCUAAAUCAGAGGGACAGCGUUUCAGCCGUUUUAGCAGUGUCUCAAGCAUACAUGCUUCUUAAGCAGCCACUCAAAGCCAGGAACCAGCUGAAGCGCUUGAUGAAAGCAAAAUGGAGUUUGACAGAAGCUGAUGACUUAGAGAAGUGUUGGAUUUUGUUGGCAGACAGCUACACUGCAUGUGGGAAGUUUGACUGUGCAAUUGAGCUAGUGAAGCGCUGCUUGCGGCACAAUAAGGUAAGAGGCUGGGAGUCUAUUAUAGUGGCAGAAGCACUUCCCUCCGGAUUGUGCUCUUAGAGAGAAAAAAUGCUUAAAGAAAAUACUAACAGCCCAUGUGUGAUUUGUUUUUGCACUAUAAUUUUUUUUCUUUUAAGUCGUGCUCUAAAGCUUAUGAAUGCUUGGGAUAUAUCGCAGAAAAGGAAAAGGCCUACAAAGAUGCUGCAGCCAAUUAUGAAUUAGCUUGGAAACAUAGUCACCAAGCAAAUCCUACUGUUGGUAAGUAAAAAAAGUUAUUGCUUUGGUUCUAUAUCUUUGUGCUGAGGCAACAGUGAAAUUGCUCUCAACCAGUUGUGGAAAAUUGAGAGUCUAGCAGAAACAGAAGUACAUGUGCAAAAUACUAAAACAGUAAUAUUAUUCCUGUUAUCAGUAAUAUUAUUUCUUAUACCAGUUACCACCAUACAUAUUGAACAGUACAUUUUAUAACUCUCCAGUUUAAUAAAAUAUCAUUUUGAUCUAGUUUCUGCUUGUUUAAUUUGCCAGGUUUAUGAUUCUUACAGUGCAACCCUGUGUAUAUCUAGGUAGAAGUAAAGCCCAGCUCCCAUCUGUGUAAAGGAUUGCAACAUUAACUAGUCAUUGUAUAGGUUUCUGAUGUUAUGCAUGGCAAUUAUCUUCAGAUUAUUUUUAAAAAGCACUGAAGACAUUAACUGCCCUUCCCACAAAAUCUUUUCACCGUGUCCAUCAUUUACUAUUUUGUUUUUAGUUAGCAAUUGAUAUUAAGCAGAACACUAACCUUUUCCUCUCUUGCUGUAGGAUUUAAACUUGCUUUCAACUAUCUAAAAGAUAAGAGAUACGUGGAAGCAAUAGAUGUGUGCCAUGAUGUAAGUUCUCCAAACAUAAAUCUGUAAACAGUGCUUGCUAUAGACCAGCAUUUUCAGUUUUUACUCUCAGGGCACCCUAUUGCCCUUGAUUUUGCAGUCAUGCAACCCACUAUGAUUUUGCUCUGGAACCCCUCCGCCCAGCACAAAACUGAGGGUAUGUCCAACACUUUCUUGCAGUUUCACAUAGCUGCUAAAAACUGACUUUCAAUGAAGCUAGUCUGCCUUUCCUGAUCUUUUUGAGAAAAAGGGCAAGCUUCUUUGUUCCUAGGAACACAAGGCUGGAUCUAUAGUAAGUUGCACUUAGUUGUCAUUGAUAUCAGUGAGACUUAAGUCAGGACUAACUUGCUCCAUUGAUUUCAUGGAGAUUAGCGUGGAUCAGAUGCAGAGUUUGAUAGCUGCCAAAUUGUGGUUGAUUAAUAUUAAGAGAGUUUUUAAAAUGUGUUAAGAUAUUUAUUUACAACAUUUUUUUAAAAGCUAAUCAUUAAUUUCUUGUUUAUUAAAGGUUCUGAAGGCAUGCCCAGAAUAUCCAAAAAUUAGAGAAGAAAUUUUGGAAAAGGCUCAAACAGCAAUUAAACCUUAGAGUGUUGAUUAUAUCACUCCUGCGCUAUCUAAAACUCUGUCAGUGGAGUUUGAACAUAACACCAUAAUUUUCAAUAAAGUUGUCUUGUGCAGUUUAAA